Molecule: messenger RNA, 2022 nt
Organism: Chenopodium quinoa (quinoa)
Lineage: Eukaryota; Viridiplantae; Streptophyta; Magnoliopsida; Caryophyllales; Amaranthaceae
Exons: 5
Coding region: 1-2022 (673 amino acids)
Molecular function (GO): catalytic activity
Source: RefSeq, a predicted model, not a curated record
AUGAACUCUGUCCUGGUUGAGAGUCCUUCAAAGGAACUAUUGGAGCUCAAGGUAGUGUAUGAGUGGGCUCCACCUUUCUGCUCUAAGUGCAACAAGGUUGGUCAUGAUUGCUCUACUAAACCUGCUCCUGCUAAGCCUAAGCAGGUUCAUAAGCAGCCAGCUCCUGUUUCUCCUAAGCAAAAGCAGGCCUGGGUUCCUAAGCCUAGCCAAGCUCUUGCUCCUGUUGUUGAUGUUGAUGCUUCUGUUCAUGGGCAGUCUGUCAUUACUCCACAGGUUCAUACUUCUCAAAACUCAGAUGAGGGGUGGAGAAUAGUUGGAAGGAAGACAAAAAGCCAGCAAACUAGAGUUCAUCAGCCUGCCUCUACCUCUAAUGCUUUUGUUGCUUUAUUUGCAAAUGAGAUGGAUGGUGCAGGUGGUUUCACUAUAAAUCCAAGCGAGGUUGAUGUUAUUGGCCUUCUUGAAACAAAAGUUAAAUCAAAAAAUGUUUUCAGUUAUCAAAAGAAGUUUGGCUCUUCUCGGCUUUGGGUGUGCAAUUAUGAUCAUUCUCCUAAAGGGAGGAUUUGGCUUGGUUGGAAUGCAGAUAGAGUAACUGUCAAUGUCUUGAAGAUUCAUGAGCAGUUUAUACAUUGUUGUGUCCUUUCUAAGGAUCUUUCUACUCAAAUUCAUCUCACUGUUAUUUAUGGGCUUCAUUCUAUUCAUGAUAGGCUUCCUAUGUGGGAAGGGAUUAGGAACAUCUCUAUUCAGCAUUCUCCUUGGCUUUGUGCUGGUGACUUUAACUCUACUAGAGAUUUCCAGAGUUUGGUUGAUGAUUUGGACCUCACUGAGUUCAAGAGCAAAGGGGCCUUCUACUCUUGGUCAAAUAAGGCUCACACUGGUCCUAGAACUCUUUCUAGGAUUGAUAGAGUCUUUGGUAACCAAGCUUGGCUGGCCUCUCAUGGGCAUGUUGAGACUGUCUAUAUCUCCCCUUCUUUAUCUGAUCACAGUCUAGUUCUGUUGGAUAUUUGUUCUGCUCCUGCUGGGAGAGGUAGACCUUUCAGGUUUCUAAACUGUAUUGCUGAUCAUCCUGAUUUCCUUGAUACUGUUUCUCAGGCUUGGGGUUCUGGUAGUUCUGUUUGGCAGAAGCUUAAUUCUGUGAAGUCUAGUAUCAAGUCUCUUAAUAGCAAGCAGUUUGGCAACAUUGAGGAGAAGAUUGAUCAAGCUAAUGUUGAGCUUGCUGGAAUUCAGAACUUAAUGGCUCAGAAUCCUGAUGAUUUAGAUUUAUAUGCUAAAGAAUCUGAUGCUAUUAAGGUUGUCAAACACUGGAAUGAUAUUCAGGAAAGCAUCUUCAAACAAAAAUAUAGGAUCAACUGGAUUAAACUUGGAGAUGGGACUCAGGCUCCUUGGCUUCCCGCUGUUGACCUUGUUACUCCUAUUUCUCAUGCUGAAAUUGAUGCUGCCCUUAAGGGAAUUGAUAACACUAAAGCUCCUGGUAUUGAUGGCUUUAACUCCUUUUUCUUUAAGAGAGCUUGGCAUAUUGUGAAAUAUGAUAUUUAUGCUAGUGUUAAUGAUUUCUUUACUAAAGCGACCUUGCCUAAGCAAUGGAAUUGCACAACUAUCACUCUUGUUCCUAAAAUCCCUAAUGUUUCCCAUGUUAAGGAUUUUAGACCUAUAGUUUGUUGCACUGUGGUUUAUAAGCUCAUUUCUAAGGUCAUAACUGCUAGACUUGCUGCUAUCAUUGGUGAGGUCAUUGAUGAUUCCCAAGCAGAUUUCAUUCCAGGCAAGCACAUUGGUGACAAUAUCCUUCUUGCAACUGAAUUGAUCAAAGGCUAUGAUCACAAAUUUAUCUCACCUAGAUGCAUGGUUAAGGUGGAUUUGAAGAAAGCCUAUGAUUCAGUUAAGUGGGGAUUCUUGAUUACUGUUAUGCAGGAGCUUGGUUUCCUUAGAGAUUUGUUAGCUGGAUUUGGACUUGUCUUACUUCUGUCUCUUAUUCUAUUCUUAUUAAUGGCUUUCCUUCCCCUCCUUUUGAAGCUAAGAAAGGUUUAA